GCAGCGCAGACAUCAUAUCCGGUAAGAUUGCAACUCUCCAAACGGAAUUUGCACAGUGCACUCAUAGUUAUGAAUUUUCGCCAACUUUUGCCGACACAAUGCUUCCGGAAAAGUGUUUACCAUUCACGCAUUUUGCGCCCUGCAUGCCGAGCAGAGAGACACUUAUGCAUAUCAAACACAAAAAAUGACGAGGUGCGUCUUGCUGAAGAAGCAAGCAAGAAAUAUGGAUCUCCAGCUCCAACUAUCUUUUCCAGAGUGAUUGACAAAACUAUUCCUGCAGAUAUCAUUUAUGAAGAUGAUAAGUGUUUAGCUUUCAGAGAUAUCAGUCCACAAGCCCCUGUGCACUUCCUGGUUAUUCCAAGGGACCCUAUCCCCAAAAUCAGUGAAGUUAAAGAUGAUGAUGCUGAGCUGUUAGGUCACCUCCUAGUGGUUGCAAAAAAUGUGGCGAAGAAAGAGGCAUUGCACGAAGGUUACAGAAUGGUGAUCAACAAUGGGAAGCAUGGUGCCCAGUCUGUAUACCACCUUCACAUCCACGUCCUGGGAGGAAGACAGCUGAACUGGCCUCCAGGUUAACAGAUGGACUUCCUGUCUUAGAGGGGUUAGUUUCAUGUUAACCUUAAAGAGCAACUGCCCCGAAAAAACAAUUUAUCAUUUAGAAAACUCGAUAUUAGUCGGCAACAUUAUUCUACUGUCAAAAUUGACUACAAUGUGUAAAUAAGAUCAUUGUGUUCAUAAAGUCUGUUUCGUCCAAAAAUAGUUUUGUGACACUUGUGGUCAGGACUGCAUCACAAUGUAUAUUAAGGUAGGGUUUGUUUCAACCCUGCCCAAAUUCCCACAUCUGGCAGCACCCAUGAAGUAAUCAUCAAUUAGGAGCUUAAUGCCUAUGGUCAAUUUGGGUUGACUAUGGAUAUCCCUUGGGGCUAGUUACGGACCAUCAGUAAAUUACACAAUGUACAUGGGACAAUAUGUUACAAUUCCAAUAGCUCCAAAUGUCAAUGACUUAACCUCAAACCAACUAUAAAUUGUAGAAAUUCAUAUAUAAAUAUUGAAAGCAUUUAAUGAGAACUUAAAGGUGUGCAACAUGAAAAUAUUGUAAUUUACAUUGUGUAAUUUAUUGAUGGUCACUAACUAUCCCCGGAGAUAUGUUAUCCAAAGUCGAGCUAACUUUGCUACAGUUGCACACCAGCUGGCUUAAGAUAAUUGGCUAAAUAAUUUGGCUACCUCUUCCCACCUGCGAACACAAACAGGAGACACCCACAUCAAACCACACCCAAAACCAACUCAUGUUUGAAUUCAGUCAUGGCAACUAGCAUUUCUUAAUGAACCAAAUUUAAAUUGAGGCCAAAUCAGGAAGUGCAGUGGCCCUUUAACCUCAUUCACAUACAAAUAUAAUGAAGCUAUUGGGUCUGACUAUUUGAUUUUUUCCAAAGUUAAAUAUUUUCAUCCUAUUUAACUAUUGUGAUAUGUUGAUUGAUGUAAUUGUACAGUUUGCCUGUAUGUACACAUAUGGAAUAAAACAAAGUUUUGUGAAUGA
Molecule: messenger RNA, 1534 nt
Organism: Oncorhynchus tshawytscha (Chinook salmon)
Lineage: Eukaryota; Metazoa; Chordata; Actinopteri; Salmoniformes; Salmonidae
Gene: hint2
Product: histidine triad nucleotide binding protein 2
Exons: 5
Coding region: 70-573 (167 amino acids)
Cellular component (GO): cytoplasm; mitochondrion
Molecular function (GO): hydrolase activity
Source: RefSeq, a predicted model, not a curated record